AUGAAAAAGGAACUAAAAGGGAAUACAGUCACUUUCAAAGACGAGCUUAAGUUUCUGGAGACCUCGCCAUUUACUGAAGAGAUUGAUAGAGCCAUGCUUUCAAAAAGUUUCAAGAUGCCGAUCUUGGAUACUUAUGAUGGGAAUUUGGUUGAUUGUCGAUGGCAACUAGGUUGGAACGCUGGACACGAUACUAAAGAGGCACGUGGGCCCUCCGCCCAUUUCCCAUAUAAAAACUCUCCCCUUCCCAUCCUUUUAGUUCAUGAGAUACAUAGAGCGUUUGGGUCUCCCAACAGAGUGUCUCUGAGAGCUAGGGUUCCCUUUCAGCCCCCUCUGCUUCUGCUUUUGAACAGAGACUUCGUUCAACUACUCCUCAAACUUCUCUUUGUUUGUUACAGAGAGAUAGCCAUAAUGGGUGAUCACCAUUCCUGCGCAGUUGCAUUUGGUAUCUUAGGUAACAUCAUCUCAGUCCUUGUAUAUCUCGCUCCAGUACCAACGUUCCAUCGAAUUUACAAAAAGAAAUCAACGGAGAGUUUCCAAUCACUGCCCUACCAGGUGGCAUUGUUCAGUUCCAUGCUAUGGCUGUAUUACGCGUUGAUUAAAAAAGAUGCUUUCCUUCUCAUCACCAUCAACUCAUUUGGAUCUAUUGUAGAGACUAUAUACAUAUCUAUGUUCAUAGCUUAUGCAUCAAAGAACAGCAGGAUGUGUGCUAUGAAACUUUUUGUAGCUAUGAACGUGGGGUUCUUCGCUUUAAUUCUCAUUCUCACACACUUUCUGGUGAAAAGUUCAAUUCGCAUCCAGGUUCUUGGUUGGAUUUGUGUCGCCAUCUCUGUAUCUGUCUUUGCAGCACCCUUAAACAUUGUGGCACGAGUCAUUCGAACAAGAAGCGUUGAGUUCAUGCCUUUCAACUUGUCAUUUUUCCUCACAUUGAGUGCAAUAAUGUGGUUUGCUUAUGGACUAUUUAUUAAGGACCUCUGUGUAGCUCUCCCGAAUGUCCUAGGCUUCAUCCUGGGGAUGCUCCAGAUGCUGCUAUAUGCAAUUUUCAGAAACACUGAAAAGGUUGUAGAGGAGAAGAAGCUACCAGAACAAAUGAAAACUAUUGUUGUCCUUAGCACAUUAGGCGCCUUUGAAGUUUAUCCUGUAGAUGUAGAUAUUCAAUCUGAUGAUAACACUAACAAUAAAAAAGAAGAUAAGAAAGAGAAUGAACAGGCAGGGAAGCCUGAUAAAACUGAUCAGAAAAGCUUGGAAGAUUCUAGUGACUUCCACUCAAAUGAGUGUCCAGUUUGAAUAAACAUUAAACUGUACCCAGUUAUCAUUUUGUUGAGAGUUCUGAUGCCUGAAACUGCCUUCCUCAUUUCUUUUCAAUCCGUUCUUGUUUGCGUUCCAUAUCCACCCCGCACCCUAGCCUUUGUACACAGAACAAUGAGCCAGGGGCUACUAAAAAAACGCAGACUAUGUAUUCUGCAUAUUUCAGUUUAAUUAUCUUUGUAUGUCAUUGAUCCAUUUACUUAUUGUUUUGAAAUACAACGAUGACUAUUUCGGAUGACAA
This is a messenger RNA of Durio zibethinus, 1546 nucleotides long. Its product is annotated as bidirectional sugar transporter SWEET15-like. Gene Ontology annotation, cellular component: membrane. Gene Ontology annotation, molecular function: sugar transmembrane transporter activity. Gene Ontology annotation, biological process: carbohydrate transport. NCBI's taxonomy places the organism in Eukaryota, Viridiplantae, Streptophyta, Magnoliopsida, Malvales, Malvaceae. The record is from RefSeq and is a predicted model, not a curated record.